Molecule: messenger RNA, 597 nt
Organism: Salvia hispanica
Lineage: Eukaryota; Viridiplantae; Streptophyta; Magnoliopsida; Lamiales; Lamiaceae
Biological process (GO): negative regulation of catalytic activity
Molecular function (GO): pectinesterase inhibitor activity
Source: RefSeq, a predicted model, not a curated record
AUGACUUCUUGGUGGAAAAAGUCGAUCUUCAUCGCUCUCAUCGUUGCGAUCGCCAUUCCAACUUCGUUGGCCCACAAACGACGAUCCCGAAGAUGGGAUGACUCAAACUCAGACGAUGCGGAACAGUACUUGAGAGAUCUUUGCUCUGAAACCGAUAGAUCAGACGCGUGUUUUAACAUCGUUAAAUCGGAAUUACACCGAUUUAACCACAUUAUUGGAGACAUCAAUGACAAAAUAAUCGACUUGGCCUUGGAAAAAUCCAAGGAAUUCCGAGAUCAGCUCAAACAGUGGCACAAAGACUCCAACGACGAGAGAUUGAAGAAGAAGUAUCGUUCGUGCUCCUCCAAUUACAACGACAUCAAUCGCGACCUCCAAGAGCUGCAGAGGAAUUUAGAUUCUGAUGAUGAUCGAAAAACUUCUGAUCUCAUCAAGGAUAUUGAGCACGAAUUGGAUGAGUGCAAGCGGGAAUUCGGGCGGGGUUCAUUCGACCCUGGCCAUGUUGAGGACCGGAACAAUGAACUCGGAAUUUAUUUUGACCUUGUUAGGGUCGCAAUUGACCGUUUGGAAGAUUUCUACAAGGAGACAAAUCACCAAUAA